Molecule: messenger RNA, 1599 nt
Organism: Prorocentrum cordatum
Lineage: Eukaryota; Dinophyceae; Prorocentrales; Prorocentraceae
Source: the annotation of a GenBank genome assembly
AUGUCGGCUGCUCGCAGUUCGGAGAGGUCCUUGGCUCCUCGGGACCCUCUGCCCCUGCUGGCCCGCCCGGCAGCCGCACCGCCCGGACCGCGACCUGCCCCCCGCAUGAUGGCGCCGAGCACGUGGACGCCGGAGGAGCUGAAGAUCACGCGCACGCUGGUCUCGUGGCGAAAGCGCUUCGUGGUCACCACGGAGCGGAAGGUCGACACGAAGAGCGAGGCGGGGUACAUGGUUGUGAAGAACUACCUCCGGUGCCUGGACGCCGCGUUCCAGGUGUUCCAGGUGGAGCCUGCCUCCCGCCACUACCGCCGGUCGUUCACUCCAAAGUACCAGAGCAAGUGGCCUGGGCUGUCCCGCCUGCUGCGGGUGGAUGUCCUCGAAGCGAGCAACCAGCAGAUGAUCUUGAUGAACGGGUUCUGGUUCGAGCUCGGCCCGACAGCCGUGGACCUCGCGGGCCUCAUGCGUCACGCGUGGGCGGAGCUCGGGCGGCUGCUGAAGCGCCUGAUCGUGGAGCAGCUCGCCGCGCGGCCAUGGAGCAUGGAAUUGAAGGCGGAGAUGCGGUGCGCUUUGAAGGAGCUCGAUGCCGCUUGGGCGAAGUUCGAGUGCGCGUACGUGAUGCAGGCGAUGGCCAUCGAACAAGAGGCGCGAGUGCUGGUGGCGGAGGCGUGCGUCUGCGAGCGGGUCCUGUCCAAGGCGUCCCAGCGCCGUGGCCGCCGCGGCGGCACCGCGGCUUGCCAGAAACAGCUCGGGGAGCUGGUAAGGGCGAUCAACUUGCUCAGCUCCACAGUCUGCGACGAGAGCCGGAUGCGCGCUGCUGAUCUGAGUCUUGUCACGCGAUCCCUCUCCGAGGCCAAGUCCAUUCUGGAGUCUGCCAGGCUGCAGAAUCACCACCAGAGACCCACCCCCGCACACGCCCUCGCGACCUGGGCGACAGGCGCAUUCGAGGCUGUCCGGGACUACCUGCGCAUCGCCUGGCACAACUUGGAGUCCCUCGACGGCGAGCUCGCGAACAAUCCCGGCCUCGUUGCCAACUUCGACCGCUUCCAGGAGAGCAUGUCCGCCACGGCGCGCUACCUCGCCGACCCGAGGCUUCUGCGCGGCCUGAACUGCGCCGCCGCCUUCGUGCGCGCGGCGUGCGCCACUGCGCCCGGUCUGGCGAUCCUGGGCGCAGACUGCGACGCGGACUUCUUCGUGGCCCUCCCGAGGAUCGUCUGGCUGGGCUUCCUCUCGGCGCCAGACCAGACCAGCCCGCUGAUCGAGCACAUGCUGCCCGGGCUCUUCACCGCGCCCCAGGUCCGCGGCCCCGACCUGCAGGCGCUCCUGGAGGCGUACGGCCAGACGGUGGAGAGGCUCGCCACCGCAGCGGGCAAGGGGCUCCCGGGGCCGGAGGGGGGCGACUCGGAGGGCCACAGGCGUGCGCUCGACAUGCUGGUGCAGCGUGCAGCGGUCGGCAUCGGCCAGGAGGGCUCGAGCGCCGAGGCGGAGGGUUUCCUGCGCCGCCUCGAGGGGUGGAGCAUGCGCCUGCAGCGGCAGCAGCCGGAGGUCUGGAACGAGCUCGCCGCCAUUCUCCUCCAGCACCUUCUCGGGCACGCGCCGUGA